Messenger RNA from Suillus plorans, 714 nucleotides. RefSeq lists its product as uncharacterized. The record is from RefSeq and is a predicted model, not a curated record. The transcript is spliced from 6 exons. The coding region runs from base 1 to 714 and encodes 237 amino acids. NCBI's taxonomy places the organism in Eukaryota, Fungi, Basidiomycota, Agaricomycetes, Boletales, Suillaceae.
AUGACUACAACGCUAUACUGGAACAGAUGCUGGAUUAUGUACACCGCAUUGGAUUGGACUAAUGUUGUGGUAUUUGCGAUGCUGUCGGUCAUCAUCAUCGCUCGGUUGCAUGCCAUGUAUCAAGGAUCCAGAAAGAUCUUGAUGUUUCUCAUUGUCACCUUCCUGGCUGUCAACACUUUCAAUGCAGUGACCAUCAUAAUGGCAACGAUGGAUAUGUCAGGGGAGGAACUCAUUCUCUCUGGCACUUAUCAGUGCCAGUUUAACUAUCCGAAAGACAUCCCACUCCUGGAUUCGAUUACUUGGAUGCUCGGCACUGUAUGGGAGGUCAUCACGCUGUGUCUCGCUGUCUGGAUUGUGGUAAAACACUUCCGUGAACUGCGACAACAUUCGGCAGGAGGGAUUAUCGAGGACUGUUUCACGGUGUUGAUAAAAACUCAUGCACUUUACUUUGCGAGCUUUGUUGCUGUUUCUUGCAUCGAGCUAAUUGUUAUUUUCUCUCUGACAUUAUUAAUGAGCACUUCCCUGGUCCCUCAGAUUAUUUCUGGGUUUAUUCAGAUUUUGGAGGCCGUGCAGAUGUUUGUGUUGGGACCGCGCCUGAUCCUUGGUGUUCGAGAAUACCACGCUAAGCUCGUGGCCGAUUCUGAUGCAGCAACUGGUAUGAUCUCAAUCGCUUUCCAGGAGCGCGUGCAUAUAUCGACUGGCAAUGGUGUGUGA